GUAUACGAACCCCUGCUAUGUGCCGAGACGCGCCCCCAGCGCAUCGCGGCAAUGCACGGCCAGUACAGCCAGCAACAGCAGCCGCCUGCGGCGCUCGGGGGCUUCGGCUCGGCAAGAGCUGCGGCGGCGCGGCCUCCAGUAGCAGCAGCUGCAGGCAAGGGCCGCACCGCCGCCGCCCCCUCGGCACCCCGGCAUCACCAGCAGGUGACCAGGUGCCAGGCGCACCAGCAGCAGCAGGCGCUGGCCCCUCAGCUGCUGGUUGCAGCAGCCCCCGCCGCUGCCUAUGCUGCAGAGCCGGCAGCAAUCCAGCACGAGGCGCUACGGGUUUUCGGUGGCGGCAGUCAAGGCUACGGCGGCGGCGCUGGUGGCGGCGGGGGCGGCCUGCAGCUGUCAGCUCUGUUGGCGAGGCCGCUGCGGCUGCGCAUCGGCCCCGACCACCGAGGGCGUGUGUCCUGGGACGACGGCACCGAGCCCAGCCUGCAUCUGGAGGAAGCUGCAGCCGUGUACAGCCGAAGCAGCAGCAGGCUAGCUGGAGGCCGCGGUGGCUACGGCGGCGGCGGCGCGGUGGCGGCUGGCGCCGCCGCUGAGGGUCUCUGUGGCGAAGGGGACCUGCUGAAGAUGCUUCCGGCCAGCCUGCGGAGUCAUGUGCGAGACGCCGCCCGCCGUCACGGCAGCAGCGCAGCUGCUGGCGGCGCCUCCGCCUCCUCCGCCUCCCCCUCCUCAUCCGCCUCCCGCUCCUCUUCCACCUGUUCCUGGCUGGUGGUGGACGUGGCGGUGGACGAGGGGCGGCCGGUGCAGGUGACCUUUGCGGACGGCACCAAGACACGGCUACCGGCGGGCGUGCAGGUGUCAAUUGAGGAGGCGCUGCGGGUGCUGCAUGGCUACGUCGCCCGGGCACGGGGGCAGCGGCAGCAGCAGCAGCAGCAACACCUGCAGUGGCUGGAGGCGCCUACAGGAGCGCUUGCCAAUGACGGUAGCACGCAUGGCGGUGGCAAUGGUGGCGGAGCCGGGGACAGGAAGCAUGGCGCGCCGCUGCGAGAAGACACAACAGAGCACCUGCGGAAGCGCGCCCGGCUCUCGCGGCGCCCGCCGCCCGCGUUCGGUGGCGGCACCGGCCCCACCGCCACUAACGCAGCCGCCACCGUAGCCCCUGCGCGGCACUCGCACGGCAUCGACCGCUUUACCACUGGCGGGUACCGCGGUGACGGCGGGGCGGAGGCUACGCACUGGCAGCAGGAUGCCGAGGAGCUGAAUGAGGAAGAGGAGGAGGAGGAGGAAGAAGAGGAGGAGGAGGAGGAGGAGGAGGAGGAGGAGGAGGAGGGGGAGGAGGAGGAGGACGGCGACUGGGUUGCGAGGGAUGUCGAGGCGUACCAGCAUGAGCCGGCGGCGCACCGUUAUGGUGAUGAAGAGGUCGAUGCCUCCAUGCGAGGGGAGGACGAGUAUGGGGAGGACGAGUACGAGCAGGAGGAGGAGGACACAGAAACGCUGCGGCCACUGGCUGGUGGUGGCGGCCGCCGACUUGCAGGCGGCGCCGCCGGUGGCGGCGCUGCUGGCAUUGGAGCGGUGUGGCGGUGGCAGGAGGCCGCCGGGGGGCAACUUGCAGCACUAGCGGCGGUGCCGGUGGGGCCGCCGCCGUUGUUUGGCAGUGACGGGCGCUGCUGCCCGCCCGGCACACUGCACAGGAUCAGCGCCGUCCGCGAGCCUGGGUCGGGCGCGGUGGUGGGUCUGACAUACCGCCUGGGCCGCCACGUGCCCGGAGUGGCGGCGGCGCUGGCGGACGUGCUGUCAGACCUGGCGGGCCGGGGCCGGGGGCGCGACGGCGAGCCCAAUGCGGCGAGCAUGGCAGGCUCGCUGCUGCUGCUUGGCCGCCCCGGCGCGGGCAAGACCACACUGCUCCGCGACAUCGCCCGCUUCCUGGCGGACGACCUCGGGCUGAGCGUGGUGGUGGUGGACACAAGCAACGAGAUUGCGGGCGGUGACACCGUGCCGCACAGCUGCAUCGGCAGCGCGCGGCGGCUCAAGGUGGGGCGGCGGGACCAGCUGCAGGCGGUCAUGUUGGAGGCGGUGCAGAACCACGGGCCACAGGUGGUGGUGGUGGACGAGCUGGGCAGCAGGCAGGAGGCGGAAGCGGCUCGCAGCAUCUCGCAGCGCGGUGUGAUGCUUGUGGCGACUGCGCACGGCACCGACCUGCGCUCCAUCAUGGGCAACCCCGACCUCAACAGCCUAGUGGGAGGAAUGCAGACUGUCAUCCUGGGCGACGCAGCGGCGGGAGCCGCGCAUGGCGGUGCCAAGACGCGGACGGAGCGCCGCGGCGAGCCCACUUUCAGGUGCCUCGUGGAGGUGCAAGGCCGCGGAUUGCUGCGGCUGCGUCCGGACGUGGCUGCCAGUGUAGAUGCAUUGCUGGGUGAUGAUGACGCCCGCACCGGCGGCGGCCCUGGCGGCGGCGGCGGCCGUAGCAGCCUGCCCAACGCAGCAGUGGGCUCCGGCGGCCACCGCCUGCUGUCACCGGGAAGCCUGCUGCUGUGUGUGAACGGUGGAGGCAGCAUCGGUGGCCGUAAUGGUGCAGCGGCAGUGGCGGCAGCGGACGCAGCAGGGCGGCAGCAGGAGCAGCGGCGGGUGCAGGAGGCGGAACGGCUGCUGCCGCCAGGGGGGCCGCCGCUGGAGCAGCUGCGCUGGAGCCGGCAGAAAGGAGCGGGGGCGCACGCAGCAGAGCCGUGGACUGCCGGUGCAACAGACCCAGGACUGUGUGUGCGGCUGCUGCUGCCCACAGCGGAUGCCACCUGGUCAGCAGCACACUAGCCGCGAGAGCAAUUGACUGCAUGCCCACGCACCUUGGCAUCAUCUGUGGCGGCCUGCGCUGUGCGUGGCUGAAUGAACGUCACGGUGUGGCAACCCGUGUCGUACAUAGUUCAUCGGAAAUAAUUGUCUCCGGCUUGGGUAGAUGGUUUGCUGAAUUGCUGGCUGUGCCAAAUGCUUCCUUGUCAUACUGCUGUGCUGGUGCGGUCGGUACAGACCGCUCCUCAUUGCUAGCUACACAGGGUGCGGCGGGUAGGUGGACCUUGAGGUGGACCGUAGUUACCACUGCUUGCCAUGAUCCCGGUCGGUCCGUCGCUCAA
Messenger RNA from Chlamydomonas reinhardtii, 3116 nucleotides. RefSeq lists its product as uncharacterized. Gene Ontology annotation, molecular function: ATP hydrolysis activity. Lineage: Eukaryota; Viridiplantae; Chlorophyta; Chlorophyceae; Chlamydomonadales; Chlamydomonadaceae. The record is from RefSeq and is a predicted model, not a curated record. Bases 52 to 2799 code for a protein of 915 amino acids. The transcript has 11 exons.